AGCCGGCCUCCUCCUCCUCCUCCCCGGCGGCGCGCACGGCCGCCCUCUUCCCACACCGCCCUCUUAGCCGCUCCCUCCUCAGCGCCGGUCUGAAGAGGAAUCGAGCGUAGAGCGCAUCGAGAACUCUGCCCUCUGCGGCCGCGCGGCCCCGGACUCAUCGGUGCGCUCGGAGCUCGAUUUCCCUAGUGGCGGCGGCGACCGUGGUGGCGGCGGCGGCUGCUGCUAGUGGUGGUGGCGGCGGCUGCGGCGGCGACGGCGGCGGCAGCGGUGGCGGCUGCUCGGCCAGGAUUCCCGGCCCCCCGCCAUUUCGGACUGGCGCGGGCCCUGAGGACUGCGGCGGGCGCCUGAGGCUCGGCGGCUCCCAGGUGCGGGAGAAAGAGAGGCCUGCUGAAAAUGACGGAAUAUAAACUUGUGGUAGUUGGAGCUGGUGGCGUAGGCAAGAGUGCCUUGACGAUACAGCUGAUUCAGAACCACUUUGUGGAUGAAUAUGACCCUACGAUAGAGGAUUCCUACAGAAAACAAGUAGUAAUUGAUGGAGAAACCUGUCUCUUGGAUAUUCUCGACACAGCAGGUCAAGAGGAGUACAGUGCGAUGAGGGACCAGUACAUGAGAACUGGGGAGGGCUUUCUUUGUGUAUUUGCCAUAAAUAAUACUAAGUCAUUUGAAGAUAUUCACCAUUAUAGAGAACAAAUUAAAAGAGUUAAAGACUCUGAAGAUGUACCUAUGGUCCUAGUAGGAAAUAAAUGUGAUUUGCCUUCUAGAACAGUAGACACAAAGCAGGCUCAGGACUUAGCAAGAAGUUAUGGGAUUCCUUUUAUCGAAACAUCUGCAAAGACAAGACAGAGAGUGGAGGAUGCUUUUUAUACAUUGGUGAGAGAGAUCCGACAAUACAGAUUGAAAAAAAUCAGCAAAGAAGAAAAGACUCCUGGCUGUGUGAAAAUAAAAAAAUGCAUUAUAAUGUAAUCUGGGUGUUGACGAUGCCUUCUAUACAUUAGUGCGAGAAAUUCGAAAACAUAAAGAAAAGAUGAGCAAAGAUGGUAAAAAGAAGAAAAAGAAGUCAAAGACAAAGUGUAUAAUUAUGUAAAUAAAAUUUGUACUUUUUUCUUAAGGCAUACUUAAGUAAAAGUGGUAAUUUUUGUACAUUACACUAAAUUAUUAGCAUUUGUUUUAGCAUUACUUAAUUUUUUUCUGCUCCAUGCAAACUGUUAGCUUUUAUCCUAAAUGCUUAUUUUUAAAUGACAGUGGAAACUUUUUUUCCCUCUAAGUGCCAGUAUUCCCUGAUUUUAGUUUAUGAACUAGCAAUGCCUGUGAAACAAAAGCUGAAUUGCGGGGCCGUGUGCCGUCCCCGGCUUUGUGGUGCAUGCCGCUCAUCCCUUCCUGUCUCCUUAUCAGUUGUGAACAUCGGUGUGAAACAACCUAAAGAAGCUUUUAAGUCAUCUCUGUUUUAUGUUUUAUCUAGUCACAUACAUGGAUUAAUUAGUGACUAACUUGAGUUUAGAGUUUUGGCCAUUUUCCUGAGACGCUGAGGGAACAUGCAUGUCUGGACUUUGUACUGAUUUGUCUUCUGAGCGUCACGUCCCCCCGUUUGCCAUCCUCACACGUGGGAAGUGACACUGCUAGCAAAAGUUUCCUUUCCCACUGCUAGUCAUGGUCUCUCCUCCAAAUACUAUAUUUUUUUU
Molecule: messenger RNA, 1679 nt
Organism: Ochotona princeps (American pika)
Lineage: Eukaryota; Metazoa; Chordata; Mammalia; Lagomorpha; Ochotonidae
Gene: KRAS
Product: KRAS proto-oncogene, GTPase
Exons: 6
Coding region: 394-963 (189 amino acids)
Biological process (GO): Ras protein signal transduction
Cellular component (GO): plasma membrane
Molecular function (GO): GDP binding; GTP binding; GTPase activity
Source: RefSeq, a predicted model, not a curated record